AUGCCUGUUGUUAAUGUCGACCAGCUAGUCCGCCUGCAGCGGAAGCCCGAGGACAUAAGAAAUAUUUGCAUUUUGGCCCACGUCGAUCAUGGAAAGACGUCGUUGACAGAUAGUCUUAUAGCCACCAAUGGCAUCAUUUCACCCAAGCUAGCGGGCAAGAUCCGCUACCUGGACUCUCGUCCAGAUGAGCAGCUGCGAGGCAUCACAAUGGAGUCUUCAGCGAUUUCAUUGUUCUUCUCAAUGCUCCGCCGCCCAGCGCCAGACGCAGCCCCAGUGCCUAAAGAAUAUCUGAUCAACUUGAUCGAUUCACCAGGACAUAUCGAUUUCAGCAGUGAAGUAUCCACGGCAUCUCGUCUUUGUGACGGCGCUGUUGUUCUCGUUGAUGCAGUCGAGGGUGUGUGCAGUCAGACUGUGACUGUGUUGCGCCAGACUUGGGUUGAGCAGCUGAAGCCAAUCCUGGUUAUCAACAAAAUGGAUCGUCUGAUCACAGAAUUGAAGAUGAGCCCUGCAGAGGCAUUCUCCCACCUCAGUCGACUGCUUGAGCAGGUCAAUGCCGUUAUUGGUAGCUUCUACCAAGGCGAGCGUAUGGAAGACGAUUUACAGUGGCGUGAGCGCAUGGAAGAUCGCAUCAAUAGCUCUGCCACACGCGAUCAAGACCGCAGAAAGCAAUCUGCGGAUGAAGAUGCUGCUCAAAGCAUUACGGAGGCGACCGAAUUUGAGGAGCGCGACGAUGAGGAUCUAUAUUUUGCUCCCGAGAAGAACAACGUUAUCUUUGGUAGUGCCGUUGAUGGCUGGGCUUUCACCAUUAGGCAAUUUGCUGCCAUCUAUGAGAAGAAGCUUGGUAUCAAGCGAACUGUUUUGGAAAAGGUUCUCUGGGGCGAGUAUUACUUGGAUCCCAAAACUAAGCGUGUUUUGGGUCAAAAGCACUUGAAGGGUCGAGCAUUAAAGCCCAUGUUUGUUCAGUUGGUGCUUGAUAGUAUCUGGGCAGCAUACGCAGCCACCACAGGCGGAGACAAGGGCAAAGGAGACCCAGUCCUUCUGGAAAAGAUCACCAAAUCUUUGAACGUCAACAUCCCGCCAUAUAUUUUGCGUUCUCGUGACCCCAAGAAUAUCAUGACCACACUGUUCUCCCAGUGGUUGCCUCUAUCCACUGCUUUGCUUGUGUCUGUUAUUGAAUACCUCCCAAGUCCUCCAGCCGCACAGGCUGCCCGACUGCCAGAAAUGAUCAAAACAUCACCUGGCUCAGAGUUCAUCAGCGAUGAUAUCAAGAAAGCCAUGAUUGAUUUCAAGACAGGCCCGGAGGAGCCUGUCGUAGCCUACGUCAGCAAAAUGGUCGCAAUCCCCGAGAGUGAGCUUGUGUCAAGCAAGAAGCGAUCCGGCGGCACUAUGACUGCAGACGAAGCCAUUGAAAUUGCCCGUCGCAAGCGCGAGGAGAUUGCAAAGAUGCAGGCUGAGGCUAAGCAGAACCAAAUCGAUGAAUUUGAGCGCAUGAAUACAGUCUUCCAGAAUACUACUUUGAUCACCGAGACCACUGAUGAGCCUGCGGAAUCAGAGGAGAAGGAAGAUCCAGAUCAUCUUAUUGGAUUCGCUCGUCUCUACUCAGGAACCAUCUCGGUUGGCGACGAAAUCUACGUUCUGCCUCCCAAGUUCUCGCCAGCCCACCCGCAUGCAAGCCCCGAGCCCAAGAAGGUGACUGUCACUGAUCUGUACCUGCUCAUGGGUCGAGCCCUCGAGCCCCUGCAGUCUGUGCCAGCUGGUGUCGUCUUCGGUAUCGGUGGUCUUGCCGGCUAUGUGCUGAAGACUGGCACGCUAUGCAGCCGCCUGGAUGGAAGCAUCAACCUGGCUGGAGUGUCGCUCAACACCCCGCCCAUUGUUCGCGUUGCACUGGAGCCCGUCAAUCCAGCUGAUCUGGGUAAGAUGGUUACUGGUCUGCGUCUGCUUGAACAGAGUGAUCCUUGUGCCCUGUACGAACAGCUCCCUAGUGGUGAACACGUUAUUUUGACUGCAGGCGAACUGCACCUGGAGCGUUGCGUGACAGAUCUCCGAGAGCGGUUCGCCCGCUGUGAAAUUCAAACUGGCGAGGCUAUCGUCCCUUACCGAGAGACUAUUGUCCAUGGCCCUGAAAUGGCCGCACCUAAGAACCCCGAGCUUGGCCGCGGAGGUGUUUUGUCAGUCUCUGCUUCCAAGCAGAUGACGCUCCGCCUGCGCGUGGUUCCUUUGCCAGAAGCCGUCACAGAAUACUUGACCAAGCACAUUGGAACCGUCAAGCAACUCCAGCUGGAGAAGCGUUCUGAAGCUGAAGGUAAGACCGAUACCGAGGCUGCAGCUGAAGCGCAAGAGUCAGCUGUCGUUGACGGUACUGGCGAGUCUCCCGAGGGCACUAUCCUCUCCAAGCAAAUGUUCCGCGAGGGACUGGAGAAGGUAUUCAACGACGAAGUCACAGAAGACAAAGAGCUAUGGAAGAAUGUCGUCGACCGAAUCACAGCAUUUGGACCUCGCCGAGUCGGCCCUAACAUCCUAGUUGACGCAACCACAGUCAACACCUGUGAGAAAUUCCUGGUCGAUGACCCCAAGCAACAGAUUGCCGGCGACAACCAACAAGCUCUCCUAGUCCGCGACUUCAACGACAAGAUCGCCUACGCCUUCCAACUGGCAACCGGCCAAGGUCCCCUAUGCCAGGAACCAAUGCAAGGCGCCGCCGUCUUCCUAGAGGACCUAUCCAUCCAAACAAACACCAACGACGAACUAGACAUGGGCCGUCUAACCGGCGAAGCAAUUCGACUCGUCCGCGAAGGCAUCUCCGCCGGAUUCCUAGACUGGAGUCCACGCAUCAUGCUGGCAAUGUACAGCUGUGAGAUCCAAGCAACCACCGAAGUCCUAGGCCGCGUCUAUGGCGUAAUUACCCGCCGCAGAGGCCGAAUCCAGUCCGAGAUAAUGAAAGAAGGAACACCCUUCUUCACGAUCCUGGCGCUCCUCCCUGUCGCGGAAUCCUUUGGGUUCGCGGAAGAAAUCCGCAAACGGACUUCCGGUGCUGCGCAGCCGCAGCUUAUCUUUGCUGGCUUUGAAGCGCUUGAUGAGGAUCCCUUCUGGGUUCCUGCUACUGAGGAGGAACUUGAGGAUCUGGGUGAACUUGCGGAUAAGGAGAAUGUUGCUAAGAGGUAUAUGGAUGCUGUGAGGAGUCGAAAGGGUCUUGUUGUGCAGGGCAGAAAGCUCAUUGAUGCCGAGAAGCAGAAGACUCUGAAAAAAUAG
Molecule: messenger RNA, 3249 nt
Organism: Penicillium nucicola
Lineage: Eukaryota; Fungi; Ascomycota; Eurotiomycetes; Eurotiales; Aspergillaceae
Product: GTPase RIA1
Exons: 6
Coding region: 1-3249 (1082 amino acids)
Biological process (GO): cytosolic ribosome assembly
Cellular component (GO): cytosol; ribonucleoprotein complex
Molecular function (GO): GTPase activity; GTP binding; ribosome binding
Source: RefSeq, a predicted model, not a curated record